Molecule: messenger RNA, 2644 nt
Organism: Closterium sp. NIES-67
Lineage: Eukaryota; Viridiplantae; Streptophyta; Zygnematophyceae; Desmidiales; Closteriaceae
Source: the annotation of a GenBank genome assembly
UUGCAGAAAAGCACAAGAGAAAAUGCCAGUCUUCCGCUCUGCCCUCGCGCGCUCGGUCUUCGAGCAGAUAGUGCGCCCACUGCCGCCGAAGCCCAACGAGUUCUUUCUACCGGGCCGCACCUCCUUUGUGUUUGACAUGGAUGAUGAGUUCCGCAACGAGAUCCCACGACCGUUCACCGCAGCAAGGCUGACUGCCCGCCUCCCCAGGACUUGGUAUCUGCGUCUUUGGAUGCCCCUGUGUUGGACAGAGUCACCCACAUCAUAUCAUACUUGCGACUGGGUUCAAAUGCCAAGGCUCACAAGAAGAAGAAAAAGGACAAGGACAGCAAUAGGGUCCUGGUGCAUGGUAUUCUUCCGCCCAAGCCCUCUCAGCCAUCGGCCGACCAACCUGUUGCUGCUGGUUCGGCCCAAGGCUUGGCGCCGACCGAAGCUGUGGCUGGGAAUGGUGGUGCUGGUGGUGUUGGGAAAGGCGGCACGGCAAACGGGACUGGCAGCAGCAGCAGUGGACGGAGAAGCAGAAAGGAGGCAGCAGCUAAGGCAGAGGCAGCGAAAGCAGCAGCAGCAGCAGCAGCAGCAGCACGUAACGACAAGGAGGAGGACGAGGAUGAGGAUAUUUUUGCGGAUGUGGGAAGAGAUUACACGGUUACGACGAAGCCUACUGCACCUGCGGUUGACGUGGUCCCAGGGGCAGAAGGAGCAGCAGCAGCGACAGAAGCUGCUGUUGCUGCAAGUGGUUCCCGCCCUGCUUACUUCGACGUACCCAGCGGUAUCGCAGAAGCGGUUGCACAUGCUGCUGCUGCCGCCUCCGCUGCUGCUGCCGCUGCUGCGGGUGGUGGUGGUUCUGCUCCUGCAGUCCCCCCUCCUCCUUCGCUGCUUCCUCCUCCACCCCCCCUUCCUGCUGCUGAUGACGCAGACAUGGACAUGGAUGAUGAGGAUGAUGGUGGAGGUGUCUUGCCGCCUCCUCCCGCUCCGCCACUCCCACAUGGCACGGUUGGGCCUGCCUACCCUCCCACUGAUGGCUCCUGGGAAGACUACCCGCCGCCUCCCCCUCUUCCUCCUCCCGGUGCCCCCCCCUCCCACACUCUCUGGCCCACCUCUCUCCCCCCCCCUCCGGCCUCCCAACCCUCCACAUAUCCCUAUCACCAACAGUACCCCCCUCCUCCCCCUCCUCCUCACUAUCCCGGCCUGGUUCCACUUCCCCCUCCCCCUCCUUCUCUGCAACACUACCCGUAUGGGGGAGGGGAGGGAGGGUACCCACCCCCUCCUCCCCUUCCCUCGGGGGGUUACUCAGUCGCCCAUCCCCCUGUGCCUCCUGCUCCUGCUGCUCCCCCCUUUCCUCCUCCUCCUGACACCAUCCCUCUGGCAUCAACCGAAGUUGGUGCUACUGGCGCUUACCUGACAGAAGAGGAGAAAGGCAGGGGAUUGGCGUCAGUGUUUAAGAGAUUCACUCCCGAGGAAGAGGAGGCGAGGAGGAGGGAAGGGAGGGAGAAAGUGAGGGAGGGGAGGGAGAAGGUUAAGGAUCCAAAUGCACUGGGGGCGGGGGGGUACGAGGAAUGUUACCAGCGGGAAUAUGGGGCGAAUUUCGCCGGGGAGGUGGUGGAGAGUGACGAGGAAGAGGGGGAUGAGCUGGCGCGGAAAGUGGAAGAAGCAAGACAGUUGGCACAGGUGCAGGACAUGUUCACUGGUGAUAGUGAUGAUGACGAUGAGACCUGUGCCGAUGCAUCCAAGGACACGGACCGAGACAGAGAGACUGCGGACAAGGGGGCUGGCAGCAGUAGGCGGGCGGGCGGGAGGGAGGGGGAGGGGAGGAAGGGGAAGAAGAAGGAGAAGGACCGGCAGCAGAAGCUAAACAACGAGCUGAAUCAGAUCAACAAGAUCAUUGAGAGGAAAAAGAGGGAGGCGGCAGGGGAGGUGGUGGGAGAUGAUGAUGCGGAUGGGGAGUAUGGGGAUGAGGAUGGGGGGCCUUACAAGAAGUCCCGGUAUUAGCUAUCAUCAUGAGAGCAAUAGCGUCAGAGGGUCUAGUGUCUCUAAGUCACCGUGGCUGGCUGGGUGGCAGGUGGUCUGCAUUGAAGAGGAGUAGGUGAAGAAAUGAGCUGAACCAGGAGCUGAGCAUUGAGCUGAACCAAAUCAACAAGAUUAUUGAAAGGAAGACAAGGGAGGCGGCAGGGGAGGCGGGGUAUGGGGAGGAGGACAGUGGGCCUUAUAAGAAGUCCCGUUAUUGGCCAGACUACCCUAUGUGACAGCAUGUAGAAGGUUGAGCAGCAUGGAGUGGUGUGGGUCCAAGUCUCACCAGCAACAGGUGGUUUGCAGAGGGAGGACGAGAGGAGCAAGGGGAGGAGGAAGGAGAAGGACCGGCAGGAAAAGCUGAGGGGAGUAUGGGGAGGAUGGCGAUGGGCCUUAUAAAGAGCAUUGUUACAAGUCUAGAAUCUAGAUGGUUCCGUGACGGAACUUCCAUGAUCCAUGGAAGCAGAUGGAGCAUCCACUGCAUGGGUUUUUGGCAGCAACCACCCUAUGAUUAUUACUGCUAUAACGGCAUUGCUCUGGUAAAGGAGGAUACUGGCACAGUGCAGAGUGGCACGGUCUCCUGUGUUGGUUCAAUCCAAAGCUUGCAAAUUCUCUACCCUAAUAAGUCUCUGGAUGAAGA